GGGUGGAGGGCAGAGGAAACCAUAAGCCACCUGAGUUGAGAUCGCUGCCGAAGCCAUGGAGCUCUGCUUUGAGGCCGUUGAGCUGUUGGGCCUUGAUGAGGCUGCGUGUCGCAGCGUCCUUGAAGACUUGGCCAAGAACCUCAGACCAGUGCCUCCACUGGAGUUCAAAUCCUUCUCGGAUUGCAGCUAUUUGACAUGCAAGGCCCUUGGCCUUCAGAUUCGACUCACCACCGGCAAAGCAGACGUGGUGUUUCUCUACAACGAGAGUGUCGAGGGCUUCAGCCGAUUCGAAGGGACCUUGCCAGAGGUGCGGAACCGAUAAAUCAGCGAUGAUGAUUUUUCAUCGGGCCUAUCAACAGUUUCACUCGGAGGGUAGCAGGAGAAUUUGGUGGUCAUUUGGUAUGCUAGCUGCUAGAGUUGCGUUUCCAAAAUCAAUUAAGCCUGAGCCGCUUUCCAGCGUCCCAGCCCAGUAGCUUCUUAACCUCCUAGUAGCUAGCGCACUAGCCUCUCCUCACAACCCCCAUCCCUCAAACAAUGGUUUCAAUGUGAUGUUUCUUUCAAUUGACAACUUCCUGUCCAAAGAACUAUUACACAUGAAAGCUGUUCUUUAUAUAUGUUUUCGCUCUGCCCGGUUUAUUCGUUCAAUUCAAAUCCGUUCAGUCUUCGCCGGGCGAACAAGGGACUUCAAUGGUCUCACCACAGCAAAGACGUGAUUUUGAUGUUGGGCGAACCGUCUGACAAAUAUGGCGGUGGACGAUUCCGCGCUGUGGGAAUUAGCUACGAGACGUUGGGCGUGGACAUACAGUUCAAGGAGAGCAGUUGGGAGGACCAGAAGAAUCCCAUUGCAUUCAUUUCGGUUUUCCAUCGCCUGGACCCCUCACAUGGCCUGUGCGAGCUAUGCGGGAAACGCGCAUCAUUCAGAUGCGGCCUGUGUAAGACAAAGCGCUAUUGCAGCUCCGAUUGCCAAAAAAGAGACUGGCGGAAGCACCAGCUUGAGUGCUCGGGGUACCAGGCAUCGCUGAAGUGCGACGACUUGUUGCCACGCUGCCAGCAAGCCUCACAGAAGCUGACGGCAGGUUUGGUGACUGUAGCCCUGGACACGAUGGAUUGAUGGGUGAUUGUUCAGUGGCAAAAAAGGAAAGGUGGGCAAGAGAACAAAGCUG
Messenger RNA from Durusdinium trenchii, 1163 nucleotides. NCBI's taxonomy places the organism in Eukaryota, Dinophyceae, Suessiales, Symbiodiniaceae. The record is from the annotation of a GenBank genome assembly.